Messenger RNA from Fusarium subglutinans, 1671 nucleotides. Its product is annotated as Arylsulfatase. The transcript is spliced from 2 exons. Gene Ontology annotation, molecular function: arylsulfatase activity. Bases 1 to 1671 code for a protein of 556 amino acids. NCBI's taxonomy places the organism in Eukaryota, Fungi, Ascomycota, Sordariomycetes, Hypocreales, Nectriaceae. The record is from RefSeq and is a predicted model, not a curated record.
AUGGGUUCCAUUCCAACCCGCAAGCAACCCAACUUUCUCGUCAUCGUCGCCGAUGACCUGGGCUACAGUGACCUUGGAUGCUUUGGCUCCGAGAUAAAGACUCCAAAUCUCGAUCGCCUCUCUCAGACUGGCGUGCGACUAACCAAUUUCCAUACGGCUUCAGCAUGCUCUCCAACUAGGAGCAUGCUGUUCUCCGGAACGGACAACCACAUUGCGGGCCUGGGCCAGAUGACAGAGCACAUGGCGAGGUUCAUGGAUAAGUAUAAGAACAGGCCUGGCUAUGAGGGGUAUCUCAACUUUCGCGUUGCUGCGCUUAGUGAGAUUCUCCAAGAUGCUGGUUAUCAUACAAUGAUGUCUGGAAAAUGGCACCUCGGAACGACGAACGAGACCUCACCUCAUGCGAGAGGUUUCGACAACAGCUAUGUCUUCUUAUCAGGCUGUUGUAAUCACUACAACUAUGAACCACAGCUUGACGACCCAGCUCACGGAUUCUUCACACCCAUGAACGCCGGCAAGUUCUGGAUGCAAGACGACAGAUUCUUAGAUCGUAAAAACCCAAAAGAUAUCCCCGAAGACUUUUACUCGACAACUACCUUUUCUGAAAAGUUGAUCGACUACCUAAAAGAUCGCAAAGACACUGAACAGCCAUGCUUUGCGUACCUACCUUUCACCGCACCCCAUUGGCCUCUUCAGGCGCCGCGUGAGACAAUCGAGAAAUACAAGGGCAUCUACGACGAUGGACCAGCAGCUUUGCGCAAAAGAAGGCUGGCGAACCUCGUUAAAUUGGGACUCAUCUCUGAAGACACGGAGCCAGCUCCCAUGACAGUCGAACUGUGGGACAAGAUGUCACCUACGGAGAAGGCUGAGUCGGCGAGGAAAAUGGAAGUCUAUGCCGCCAUGGUAGAUCUCAUAGACGUCAAUGUCGGCCGCGUGGUGGACUAUCUUGACUCUGUUGGCGAAUUAGACAAUACCUUUGUCCUCUUCAUGUCGGACAACGGAGCCGAAGGGGCUAUGCUCGAAGCUGUUCCCAUGAUGGGCAGUGUUGGCAGUGUCCCAAGAAUCAUCAACAAAUACUACAACAACUCGAUUGAUAAUAUGGGAAUGGCAGACUCUUAUAUCUGGUAUGGUCCUGAGUGGGCAUGUGCGUCAAUGGCGCCCUCUAGGGGUUUCAAGACUUGGAUCACCGAAGGCGGUAUUAGAUGUCCAUGCCUUGUUCGAUAUCCUCCUUUCUCGAAGGCUGGUGGAUCGCAUACCGACUCGUUCUGUACAGUCAUGGAUAUUCUACCCACAGUCCUUGACUUGGCGGGUGUUCCCCUACCAGGAAGCAAGUUCCGAGGCAGAGAAGUUUUCCCCGUUAGGGGAUCCUCAUGGGUGUCGCAUCUUGAAGAUCAAUCUCCCGCUUUUCACGAUGAGGAGAAGGAGAUAACCGGUUGGGAACUGUUUGGCCUUCGAGCCAUCAGGGAGGGUCACUGGAAGGCUUUAUAUAUGACCGCACCAAGAGGAAAGGACAAAUGGGAGCUAUACAACCUGAAGAACGAUCCAGGCGAGUUGCACGAUCUCGCUGACAAUAACCCUGAUAUCAUGGACCGCCUGAUUAGUUUCUGGGGGAUCUACUACUCAGAAACAGGAAUGUUUGACCCAGGACAUGAGUUCGGUGUCACCAAGAUCUAG